AUGCAAGAAAGGACCCGGAGUCAAAUGCUCGAAGACAUCGUUGCUAACUUGCAGAACCAUGCUGAAACUGGACAGAUACCGAAACCUUACCGAAGAGGGUCAUGGCGUCCCAUUGGUCACAUGCGACCGUCUUCUCCACUCCUGGACUCGGUGCGGGACCAGUUCGAGGACUAUGACCAGCUUGCAAAGGACUUCACAAGGGUGUUCCUCAACGGUGAACUGAACAUGGCACAGAACGCCCAACUAUUUGACGUGGUUUUCCUGGUGGGACAGUCGAAGCAGAAAACCAAGUUUAUUGGUGUCAGAGCCAUACUUGGUGUGAGAAGCCGGGUAUUCCAAGAGAUGCUAUACGGCAUCCAGACUGGUUUCGGUUCCCCCCAAGUCCCGGUAGCUGAACUGUUGGCACGGCCAGCACCCACACUUCUCUCUCCGACACCUGCAAGGCAAAAAAGUAGCAACUUCUUGCAGGUUCCUGAUAUUGAAUCACCAAGACCAAAAAGCGUUCCUAGUUCACCAAUGGUGAAACGAGCUUUCUCCAGAUUGGGCACCAUUACAGCAGGCUGGGGACGAUCCAUUCGCAAGCAACACUCGCAACUUAAUGCAGAAGACAAAAAGAAAUGGGCCAGUUCCCAAGAUUGUUCUAAUAAAGAAGGCAAAGAUAAAGAAAAAGAUAAAAAUGCAGCUCUUGCUGUACCCAGACUUUCCGUGUGCGCUGACGCACAAAAAGUCGAUCGAGCAAAACUGGCGCAAACUGAGUUUUCAAUAAUCGAGUUCGAUCCCGAAACUUUCCGCAUCCUCCUGGACUACUUGCAUACCGGCAGCUGCCCGCUGACCUGCGCCUCGAUACCAGGCCUCAUUUGUGCUGCUGAGCAUUACGACCUGCCUGAAUUACUACAGGCGUGUUUCCACCAUGCUAAACAAUUCCUUAGAAUAGAAGUGGUAUGCACGAUGCUCAUAUCAUUAGAAAAUUACUACUGGCGAUAUACGUCAGCCUCGGAGUUGGUAAAUAUGAUACUGGCCUUCAUCGAGCAGCGAGCGUACGCCCUGUUCCAGACUCCGGAGUUCCUCAACCUGUCCGAGUCCAUGGUGCAAAUGAUCAUGUGCCGGAAUCUCGAGGUGCCGGAGGUGAGGAAGUUCGAGGCGAUGCUCAGCUGGGCCCGGAAUAAGAUCAAAGCCAAGUCCGCUAAUAAGACUGAUGCCAAAAAUGAAUUUAAAUGCACAAUGGAAAGAUUAGCUAGAGACCUGAAGCUGUAUAGGAUUUCACCGCAAGAGUUGAUAAAGGUGGUGCUCCCGUCGAAGGCUAUAAAGAACGAGCGGAUCCUGGAGACGCUGAUGUACCAGGCAAACUCGGGCAUGUACAGGAUUCAGGACAGCUACAUCGAGGCCUGCCAGCAACGCCUGCAGAAACAGGAUUCGAGGUUCUCGGAGUUCGAAAGUUUUGACUACGGUAUAUAAACAUGGAGCUGUGAGAUAUAUCAGUGUAUUAGAUAGAUUAUGAAGAGUGACUGGGCUGGGUCCUUCUAUAAUGUGGUAUGUUGAC
This is a messenger RNA of Spodoptera exigua (beet armyworm), 1540 nucleotides long. NCBI's taxonomy places the organism in Eukaryota, Metazoa, Arthropoda, Insecta, Lepidoptera, Noctuidae. The record is from the annotation of a GenBank genome assembly.